Messenger RNA from Exophiala spinifera, 885 nucleotides. RefSeq lists its product as uncharacterized. The record is from RefSeq and is a predicted model, not a curated record. NCBI's taxonomy places the organism in Eukaryota, Fungi, Ascomycota, Eurotiomycetes, Chaetothyriales, Herpotrichiellaceae. The transcript has a single exon. The coding region runs from base 1 to 885 and encodes 294 amino acids.
AUGAUCGCAACACCCCAGUCACCUCAAUUGGUGCACAUUACUCUUUCACCCGAGGAACUCGAAAGCAAGCAAAUUUCCUCCCAUAAUUUGCAAAAGGCAAUCGAAGCCUUACAUCGAGAUGGAGCGUGUGCCAUCACCAAUGCCAUUGACCCGGCUCAUCUUGAUAAGUUGAAUGGACGCAUGGUCGAGGAGGCACAAUUUCUGUACGACAAUCCCAAGACUCAUCGCAACUUUGGUUCUCGCACAGGGAACAUUCAACAGGAGCCAGUGGUUGAGGCCGAAUAUGUCUUCGACGACAUUAUCGCAAACCCAUGGGCGGUGGCAGUCACAGAGUGCAUGCUAGGUCCCAAUCCGCAUAUGAGAUUUUACAGCGCCAACACCGCCUUCAAGGCAGACAGUCGCCAGCCUGCGCAUGUUGAUGUCGAUUUUGAUUUCCCAAAGAUCCCUUUUGGAUUUUGUAUCAAUGUUAAUCUCAUUGAUACGUCGGCUGAGAAUGGUGCCACAGAGAUCUGGCUUGGCAGCCACACGGAUUCUGAUCAGUACACGACCUCCGAGAACCGUGAGGACGGAGUUCGCAAAGAUUUGCUAGAGGAGCGUCGAAAAAUCUCCCCGCCACUCCAGCCCUCGCUGCCGAAAGGAUCCUUGAUUAUCCGGGAUUUCAGAUUGUGGCAUGCUGGCAUGCCCAACACAACCGACCAGCCAAGAGUCAUGCUCGUGACAAUUCACUUCCCAGCAUGGUAUCGAAGCAACCAGAAGUUUGUCUUGCCAAAAGCCUUACAGGGCAAGAUCAAUUGGGGUCGACUAGUGCCAUGCGUCGAGUGGGUGGACGAAGACUAUGAUUAUCUGCAGGGGAAACAUGACCAUGAUUUCUCACUGCUUCCAUGA